GAUUUGGAGAGAUUAAUGUUCUUAUUAACAAGUUUGCUCAAAGCAUUUGUUACACGAUUGAUAACAAAUUUAAAAAUAAUAAAAAAAGAAUAAAAACAAAUAAACAGAAAUAAAAAACAAAAUAAUCACAAAUAAAAUAUUAAUGGAUAAUCAUGCCACUGGUUCAAAAUAAAAGCUCUCGCAGUAUUAAAUCUGUUCAAGAUUACAUUGAUAACAAAGUACCUGAAAACUUCAUACCUGGAUGGAGUAACCCACCGCCUAACAAUAAAAACGAAACACAUAAAAGUUUAAUUAAUUUUUUACGGAUCAGGCUCAUCCCAAAUAAUCAAAACGAGAAAAAUAAAAAAGGCGGAAUUUCAAAUAAUUUUAAAAAUUCAGAUUCAAAGAAAAACAGUAAUGGGUACUGUGACAAAAAUUCAAUUUACUAUAAAGAAAGCAAUUCUUCAGAUAAAAUGAAAAGACGAAGUUUUUCAUUAAAUCAAUUAUCUGCUCUAGAAGAUUCAUACGAUUUAGUUUGCCUAAGUGAAAGACUGAAAGUAAAUACUGUACAAAAUGAGGGAAGUUCACAUAGACUUCCGAAAUCGUUUAAACCGACAAACAACAUAAGCUUGUUACAUCCUGAAAUAUUUGUGCCUAUUAAAAGAAAAAUUUCUAACAUUGGUCGCAGUUAUUCAUUAACUAAUUCAAAUUUGUAUUCUACCCCUAUGAGUGAAUUAUGCCAUCGAACUCGUAGUCAGUCAUUAUUUGAUGACCAAUUGAAGUUAAAAAAAAAGCUUUCUACCUUAUCUCCUUGCAAUCGGCUCACGGUUGGUAAUCCAUUGCCAGAUGUUUUGAAUGAUUCUUUUGAUACUAGUUUAUUUCAAACUGAUCUUAAAAAAUGUUCUAUUGAAAAUAUUUCCUCGUUGCAGCUAAAUCACAAUGAUGAAAAGAUUUCUGCGGAAAAUUCUACGAGUCGAUCCUUAGAAGUUAAUGACACUGUUAAUUGUAAUACAGAAGAUAUCAGCCUUAAUGAAAAUAACAACUUACAAAAUUGUUUUUUAAAACGUUCUUAUAGUGAACUGCAAUUAAAUGUAAAUAAAAUAAAUGUUUAUUCAGUAAUUCCUGAAAUUCACGUUCAAGUAAAUGACAGUUGCGUCAAACUAAACGAUGAUGAAUCAAAACAAAUUAAUGAAUCAAAAGCAAAAUAUGUAGUUAUAGACAAAAGUAAUGACUUCCAAAACGAGCAAAACUUAUAUCGUCCGCGAAGCCAGUCAUUAACUAUAAAUAAGGGUAAUGAUGAAAAAUUGCUUCAAAGCCCAACUUUACGUAGACAGUCUUGGAGUUCAAGUUUUUUAAAAGCAACAUCAUUGGUUGAAUUGAAUUGUAGAAAAAUUAAAGUAAUUAAAACAGAACAAUAUUUUGCGGUUCGAAAAAACUCGUAUCACAAGUCUGACAACAUGUAUUGCAUCCAAGGAAGUUCGAGUCAGACAACUAAUAACGACCAAAGCAAAAUAAUUUUUCAACCUCUAAAAUAUGGCACAGAUGGGCGAAAAUUAUCAUUAAGUGAGAAUUUAAUUUCUAACUCAUUUAAAAAAGAUGAGGCAAACGAAGUAAAUGCUAGUAAUUUUCAUUCAACUACCUCAACUUUAAAUUCGUCUACUUUGACCAGUGAUGAAACAAAAAAAAGUAUUGAAAAUAAGUUACGUUCAAAUCUACCUAAAACGUUUCAAGCUGCAGUAAUUGACCCACUUAGUGUUCGCGAUAAAAAAUCAAUUAGAAUUAAGAAUAAAAAUAUUCAAAAACAUAAUGAUAAUUGUGAGGUAGAAAGCCGACCCAGAUCUCCUUCUCUUUCAUUUUUUCAAAGUUCUCCAAAAAUAAUACGAAAACGUUUUGCAAAAACUAGCGCGCUAGAUUCUGAGAAAACUCAUUCUUCUCAUCUAGAUUUACCGGAAUUUUCCUCAAAAGUGGAUAAACAUAUAGUUGAUACACCAGCAAUUGUUAAAAAAAGUAAAAAAUGGCAAACCCGGCGAGUUAAAGAAAGACAGACAUCUGAAUCUUCUGAUGUUGUUUAUGUAACCGGGACUUCUGUAUUUCAACGCGCUCUACGUUACACAAAAAGUUACGAUGAAAGCUUGUUUCCGUGCAAAGAGCAAUCAUUUUCCCAGGCAGAAUCCAAUUUAACUACUAGUGAGGCGUCAAUAGAAACUAAAAAUAAUUGUGUACUUGUACACGCUGAAAAUAUUAAUGAAACAAACCUAAAAGUUAUAGAAAGUAAAACAGAAUUGCGUGGAGCAGAUUGUUUAGAUAAUAUUUGUUCUAAAAGAUUUGAAAAUAUUGAAAAUGAAAGCAGUUAUUCAAUAGGAGUACGAGAACAAAGUAAAACCUCUGAUUAUUAUUCUACGUCAUCUAUGCCAUCAUGUUCGAACUUUUCUACAAUAAUACAAGCUGAACCUGGUGACUACAAUAAUAAUAACAAAGUCUACAAAAGUAAAUUUUCACAUACAUUGAAACAACACGUAAAUGAUUUAAAAAACAAUUAAUUUCUUAUUGUUUAAACAAUCAUUAACUGUAUUUAUAUUACAUACACAACCCAAACACACACUUAC
Messenger RNA from Hydra vulgaris (swiftwater hydra), 2585 nucleotides. RefSeq lists its product as uncharacterized. Lineage: Eukaryota; Metazoa; Cnidaria; Hydrozoa; Anthoathecata; Hydridae. The record is from RefSeq and is a predicted model, not a curated record.